This is a messenger RNA of Myripristis murdjan (pinecone soldierfish), 2271 nucleotides long. Its product is annotated as regulator of G-protein signaling 21-like. The transcript has 5 exons. Bases 162 to 722 code for a protein of 186 amino acids. NCBI's taxonomy places the organism in Eukaryota, Metazoa, Chordata, Actinopteri, Holocentriformes, Holocentridae. The record is from RefSeq and is a predicted model, not a curated record.
CUCUCUCUCUCUCUCUGGGCUGAGCUGGUGAUGUAUCCCAGCAGCCCCGUAGCAACAGGAGACCUGGUAUAAAAAGCCGUGUCGCGGGGAAACCCUCUCGAGUGUCUCUCAGCCACAGCAUGACCAGGGCCAGGAGCCUGAGAGUGUGGACUUAGAAAACAAUGCCCAGCCUAAUCGUCGAACCAGUCAACACACAGCACUUCAUCAUGGACAGAGAUGACAGGAAGAGAAACAAGAACAUUGGAAAGAACUUUAUGUGCCGACUCCAGUGCAUGUUCUCACACUCGUCAAGCUCUGAGAGCAGGCUAAGUUUAGAAGAUACCCAACAAUGGUCACAGUCACUGGAAAAGCUUCUGGAGUCUAAAUAUGGGCUUGCCACUUUUCGCACCUUUCUGAAGUCCGAGUUCAGUGAUGAAAACAUCGAGUUCUGGCUCACCUGCGAGGAUUACAAGAAAAUCAAGUCUUCGUUCAGAAUGUCCUCGAGGGCCAAGAAGAUAUACGAACAGUUCAUCAAGGCAGAAUCUCCAAAAGAGAUCAACAUUGAUUAUCACACCCGGGAGCAGAUCAAGAGGAAUGUCAAGACUCCCACCAUGCACUGCUUCGAUGACGCUCAGAAGAUAGUUUAUGGGCUGAUGGAGAGAGACUCGUAUCCGCGGUUCCUCCGUUCGGACAUUUAUAGAACCCUCCUGGAAAACCUUGCCGCUGACGCCAUGAAGGGAUGAAAACAGCACCGGGGGCAGAGGGACAGAACAUAAAAAACCCUAACUGGAAUGUUUGGGCUCUUUCGGGAGGGAGGAGCGGCCGCUGGAGGGAAGGAAGGAGGGUCGACCCUCUCGGCACACAGACAGAUACAGAGGCCUUGCACCUCGGCAUCGUCACUAGAUCCAGAAGCAAACUGUGCCACGGUAACGCAACGGGAGGAUCCCAACGCCGAGCACCGCGCCACCGGAGGACUGUCUAAACAAGAGGAGGAGGCAAGACAACCCUGAAUGCCAACGAUGCUAAUGGCUCUGUAGUGUCUGUUUGCAGUGGAUGAUAAGUUUGUGUGUGUAGGGGGAAUAGAACUUGUUUGACAAUGAAUGAAUCACCGGGUGACUGACGCCCGCUCUGACCACGGAGCUGCGUCAGCAAACCAAGCAGCGGCCCUCCUUCACCCGUCUUUGCAGAGGUGUUUCCUGUGCAGAUAAAGAUAGAGGAUGUAAGAUGCAAUGGUCACACUUAGUUUGGGUGAGUCUGUGUGUGUGUGUGUGUGUGUGUGUGUGUGUGUAUGAGAGAGAGAGAGAGAGAAAGAGAGAGUAUAGUUGCAAGAUGUAUCCUUUAACUGUCAGUGCCACAUAAUGGGUCGCUGCUAUAAGAAUUUAUCUUCGGCAACUUAGCUGAUGACUGCACUAAGGAAGACAACAAAUCCACAGAGGACCGAGGACUCAAUAGCGAUGCGCCGCCUUUAGCAAAGGGUUGCAGAAGGCCACUCCGUUUGUCAUGGGGAGGGGGUGGGGGUGGGUGGGGGGGCAUUCUGGGACACUUUUUCAAGGCGAUUCAAACUAAAGCUCGACCACUGUGGGUCUCUGAAGGCCGAUGCCGAAAAUUCUUGAGUUCAAACUGCCAGUAGCUGAUAUUUUGUGCCAAUGUUUGACAUCUUUUUCACGCUGAAAAAAACUUCCAAAAUAGGUCAAGUAGUCAGUGUUUCUCUCUCUCUGUCAUUUGUGAUCAUAGUAAGACAUAUUCAUGCGUAAUUGUGUGGAACGUGAUCAAAACACAUUAGAGGCAAUUUAGGUUUAAGAGCAUAGAUAACUAGAUGAAUUGAUGAAUUGCACAAUAAAAUAAAUGUAAUCCAAUAAAGUACAUCAUAUCCAUUGCAUUAGAGGUAGAAAACACUGACUGAGCAAGAUCUGAUUUUUUUUUAAUAAUAACCAAAUAUCAGUCCAAAACAUCGGUCCAGUCCUUAUUCUUAUUAUACUGACAUGUCAGUGAGACAUGACGAGUUGUGAUUUUCAGUGCUAAUUUAUUUGAGUGGAAUUAUUGUAGAAAUGGGAUGUUUCACAUUGCAUGAUGAUAUUUUAGUUUCCUUGUAUAUCCUGAGAGUAUGCCUUUUAUUGCUUCCCAAAAGCAUGUUGUUUGAAUGUAUUAGUAGGGAGUUGAUACUUAAGUUAACUUAAGAGUUAAAGGUUGUAUUAUUUAUUGUACAUUGCCACCAUUUGAGUACAAAGUUUGUUGUAGAUUAUUGAAGUGCUUGUAAAAAUGGUACUGAUUUGGUUGCCAUUAAAUUAUUCA